Sphaerulina musiva SO2202 is the source of this 1977-nucleotide messenger RNA. RefSeq lists its product as uncharacterized. NCBI's taxonomy places the organism in Eukaryota, Fungi, Ascomycota, Dothideomycetes, Mycosphaerellales, Mycosphaerellaceae. The transcript has 2 exons. The coding region runs from base 71 to 586 and encodes 171 amino acids. The record is from RefSeq and is a predicted model, not a curated record.
GCUACAUGUACACGUACAAUUCGACCCAUAGGAAUCUACAAUCGCAACAAAUUUCCAGCAACAUAUCGCAAUGAGCGACGGACUCAACCCAACUGGUCCAAGCCAUCCUGGUCCUAACCAAGUCUACGAAGUCUCUGGUAACCCCGCCUCGAAAUCCCCAGCCGAAGAAGCCAAAGCCCAAAUAAAUUCUCAAACCGAUGAUAGCAAUGCAGUAGCACAUCGCGGCCCCGAACGAUCCUCGUCGAGUGAAGCAAUACCCACAUCCCGAGCCCGCGGCGUGCACGGUGCUCCCCCAGGUGAAGAAAGCCUUCCUGGCGGAGCUCAGACGCAAAAAGAGCAGGAUGAGAAGGAGUUGGACGCAGCUCAGAUGGCUGCUCCUGGUGAAGGGAAAAUCAGCAGUGCUGUUCACGCCAAAGCUGGAGCUUCGGGGAGCCAGCCUGGACUCGAAUCAGACUUGGACAAGAAGAAGAAGGAGCAGGCGCCUGCAAGAGAAGCUAUGAAGCAGGAGAAGCAGAAUAAAGUCGACGUGGGAGGAGUGUUGGGUCAGAGAGGUGGCCCGGCUGAAACGGUGGGAAACAGGAAUUGACGCAUAGUCGAGUAAGGAAGCCCACGAUGUGAGCCAAGGGCACUUUGGUAAAGAUUCGGCGCUGUCGCAGAUUCGAACGAAACAUAUAUGUCUGCGAGUGGUGCACUGAGCGAUAUGGUAGACAGGACGUGCCGUUGUGUAUGAGUGCACUCGCAGGCCGGGAACAGUCCGCACACAGUGCAGAGCAAUUGGAUAAGUGCUGUACAGAUUCAAGUGGCUGGAUUUCACAUAAAAUCCAGACAGGAUAUCCUCCUUCUCAGUCCUGCUGCUGCUGCUUCUUCUCCCAGCUGGAGUAGCUCGAAGUUGUAAAGCUAAUGUGAGGAUCGGAAGGCUGUCCAGCAGAGCAGUACUUGAGGAAUUCGCUUCAGAGCACUUGUUCAUUCCAACCUUCAUAUCGACCUAAGCAGUCACGAUGAGGGCGACUUUUCUCUCAUGACAGUCCAUUCCUCGCUUUGCACAAUCUCAAGUAAGAUGUGCGUGUUCAUAUGCUCCUCCCUUCAAUCUCAUCCACUCCUUUGAUCCUCACUUCUUUGAUCCUGAUAAUAGUAAAGCGAUGUUUACUCUUGACUGUCCGCGUAUGCCUCUGUCUUCUCUUCGUCUUCUCUUUGAUCCUGAGCGGUUCGCUUUCCACGCCCAUGACCACAGCCCUACACUCGUAUAAUCUAUCGUCGAUGUACGAGAAUUUCCCCUUUGCGAUAUGAGGGAUGAAAUGCGGUACAUCCUCAGGAGACGUCUCCAGCCCCUCAGAAGGCAUUACCCUCGAGGUGCUCGCCAGGCUCCCGGUCGUAGGAUCUAGUGUGGGUACAGUACGCUUCGUCGGACUUUUGAGUUGAGGCUCAGCAGCUGGUGCUUUCAGAGUGUAAUCUCUGCUGCCCAAGUUGACAGCGCGAUUUAAGCGAAUGACAUCUCCGGGUUCGACACCAUGCAUGUAGAAGGGUAGACGGACCGUAUCACCUUGUGUGAGGAGGUAUGGGUUGCCGUGGAUAUGGGCAGUGAUGUAGUGCGGUCCCUGUGAUUGCAUGAUGGGCAGUAGUUCGCGCAUGGAGCGGCUGAGUUUGAGAGGGUCUGAAGCCGAGCUUGGUCUGGGGGCCUUGGUGGUUUUGCGAGCUGGAGAGGCUGUAGCAGACAGAGCGGUCCGCUCCAAUUGUUCCUGGAGUCGUAGAAGAGAUGAUGAAGACGCUUCAGUCGAUUUCGCAGUCCCGCUCGGUGGAGGAGGCAGUCCUUCGUUGGCUGUAUGCGUCGACGCAGAGGGCGAGACGGUGCUCAGGCUGGCGGUCCAUGGCAGCAGGAAGGUCGGAGGCAGCGGAGAGCCCGUCUCACACAGCACGCGCCGGAGAGUACGAGACAGCAUGGUUGUCGCGUUGAUGAUGGUGAUGAUGAUUACCUGAUCC